GUCUUCUCCGAGCCUUCCCUUGACAUUUGUUUACAUUCUACCAUCGUGUUCGUCAGCAUGGCUCCUUCCAAAGAGGUCAUCAUCGUGGGAGGAGGCAUCUCUGGCCUCGGAAUGGCAGUUCAGCUCAAGCGAAUGCUCGGACACGACAACUUCACCAUAUUCGAGAAAUCCGACAAUAUCGGUGGCACAUGGUGGCACAACCGCUAUCCAGCUUGCGCCUGUGACAUUCCAAGCCAUUUCUACUCAUACAGCUUCGCCUUGAAGCCUGACUGGUCCAGCAUGUACCCUGGUCGCGAUGAAUUGCACUCGUACUUUCUCUCGGUAGCCGAGAAAUACGACAUACUCCCCCACUGCAAAUUCAACAGCGUGUGCAAGAGCAUGGUCUGGGAUGAGCGUCGGCAGCUCUGGACUUGCACGUUUGAAGAUACGAUUACCGGCAAUACGUUUGUGCGCGAAGCCCCAGUGGUGGUCAGCGCGAUCGGCACCCUAGACAGGCCCAAUAUACCGAACAUUCAAGGUGUCUCUAACUUCAAAGGCAAAGCUUUCCACAGCGCUCAAUGGGAUAGUUCCGUCGAGUUGAAGAAUAAGAACGUCCUUGUCCUAGGCAAUGGCGCCUCGGCCACUCAAUUUGUUCCUGAACUCGUCAAGGAAGUAGCACCUCACGGGAAAGUCAACCAGCUUGUGAAGAGCGCUCAUUGGUGGACGAAGAGAGGAAACCCUGUCUAUUCAGGGCUCUGGAAAGCAACGAUGAGAUACGUGCCCUUCGCGGCAAGACUCUACCGUGUAUUUCUUGCAUGGCAGCUAGAGAGUGUCUUCUACUCUUUCUACAUGGACCAAAACGGUCUACGCAUGAGAAACAAAAUCCGCGAAGCCACGAAGCAAUACAUCGAAAACGACGCUCCGAAACAGUACCGUAAAGUCUUGAUGCCAGACUACGAACCGGGAUGCAAACGCCGUGUGAACACAGCAACUUAUCUUGCUUGCCUACACUCUCCGAACAUGUACCUCGCCAAGGAUCGAGUAAUCAAGAUUGGCGAACAACAUGUUGAGACUGAGACUGGAGCGACCUACCCAGCCGAUGUCAUCAUCUACGCUACCGGCUUUGCCACGCAGAAGUGGUUGUUCCCUAUGGAGAUCAAGGGCAUUGGCGGUCGGGAUCUCCAUGAGAUUUGGGAUGCCGCUGGCGGCGCUGAAGCAUACAAGGGCACAGUCGUGUCAGGAUUCCCUAACUUCUUUGUCCUAUAUGGUCCGAACGCUGCUACUGGCCAACACUCUGUCAUCUUUCAUUCUGAGUGCCAGAUCAACUACAGCUGCCGACUCCUGAGGCCUGUGCUUUGCAGUCGCAACCCAGCCGACUCCAUCAUGGUCAAGUCCGAGGCUCAGACCCGUGACCUGGCAUGGGUGCAUUCAAGACUGAGGAAUCUCGUGUUCAAUAGCGGCUGUCAGAGCUGGUGGUUGGAUUCAAAGACAAAGAAGAACACCUUCAUUUACCCGGAUCCGAUGUUCAAGUAUUGGUUGCGUACAAUCUUUCCCACCUGGUCAGACUUCAACAUUCAAAAGAAGGGACGGCAACACAAGAACUUGACAGGAGGGCUGCUGGUCGCCACAUGCGUUGGUGCCGGUGCUCUUCUCUGGACUGUUGCUUCAAUUCCAAACCUGGCAACACCGCUUGACUUGAUGCGAGAGUGGACUCUUUAUACUAUCUCUAGCUUGAAGUUAAACUAA
Messenger RNA from Boeremia exigua, 1725 nucleotides. Its product is annotated as putative dimethylaniline monooxygenase. The record is from RefSeq and is a predicted model, not a curated record. Gene Ontology annotation, molecular function: NADP binding; flavin adenine dinucleotide binding; N,N-dimethylaniline monooxygenase activity. NCBI's taxonomy places the organism in Eukaryota, Fungi, Ascomycota, Dothideomycetes, Pleosporales, Didymellaceae. The transcript has 3 exons. Bases 58 to 1725 code for a protein of 555 amino acids.